GUGGUGUCCGUCACAGCUCAGCUCUUUGAACACUCGGCUCCGGACACCGUCAAGUGAGCAGCAGCCCAACAUCUGUCCUGCAGAAAUCCCUCUGCUCCUCAACAAACAAUGAAUUACUCAUAUGAUUAUUCGGAAUAUGAAUACAAUUACGAAGAUAAUUCGACUCCACACGAGGAGCCUGUUUUUCAGCACAAAGCGACGUGUUUGAAGGAAGUCCUGUGUGUGUUUUUGCUGGUGGUCAGCGUGAUGAUUUUUCUGUUGGGCUUCUGUGGAAAUGCACUAGUCAUCUGGAUUUCUGGCUUCAAGAUGAAGAAGACAGUCAACACCACCUGGUACCUGAGCCUGGCAAUCUCCGACUUCCUCUUCUGCACCUUUCUCCCGUUCAGCAUCACCAACAUGGUGAUGGAGGAGUGGCUCUUUGGCCGCUUCAUGUGCAAGUUCACCUCCUCCAUCAUGUUUGUCAACAUGUUCAGCAGCAUCUUCCUCCUGGUCUUCAUCAGCAUUGACCGUUGCAUCUCUGUGAUGUUUCCGGUUUGGGCCCAGAACCAGCGAACUGUCAACAAGGCGUCCGCUGUCGUUGUCCUGGCCUGGUUUCUCGGCAUCGCUCUGAGCAUUCCCUCUGUGAUCUUCCGAGAAGUUAGGAGUCACCUGGGAAAGACUGUCUGCUUCAACAACUACACUCUACAGCAAGAGAGUCACAAAAUUGUUGCAGUGAGCCGCUUCAUUGCCGGGUUUGUUAUCCCGUUCAUCAUCAUCAUUGUUUGCUACUCCAUCAUCAUCCUAAAACUCCGCACCAACAGGAUGACCAAGUCCGCCAAACCCCUCAAAGUGAUGACCGCACUAGUAGCUGCUUUCUUCUUCUGCUGGCUGCCCUACCACGUGUUCGUCCUGCUCGAGCUGAACCACCAAAACUACGACCAUGGUACCUUAAUCGUGGGACUGAAAGUAGGCACGUGUAUGGCAGCAGCAAACAGCUUCCUCAACCCGAUAUUGUAUGUUUUCAUGGGCAAUGACUUCAAGCAGAAGUUCAAGAGCUCCGUGCUCUCGAAGAUGGAGAAUGCGAUGGGAGAGGGGCCGCACCACCAGCCGAUACCUGUCCAGGUCCAGCUCGAUGGACGGCAGAGCUUCCACACACAUCUAGAGGGAAGAAUCUGCAAGCCUAAGUUACUAUGUCCACAUUUGCUCAUGCUGUAGGUUGACUGGAAUCAGUCUCAUCCAGCUGGAGUGUUUCAGAGCGUUAUUAGUGCAAUUUUACAACAGCUGCACAAAGAGAGAUUGUACUGAUAAAAUGAAAAAGCUUUAACAUAUUAUGUAGAACAUGUGUUAUCAUUAUUGUUGCUCAUUUACCAUAGAACCGAUUGUUGUAAAGUUGUACGUGAACUCUCAACUGACCUUAUACUCAAAGAGAGAUGUUAUUCC
This is a messenger RNA of Paralichthys olivaceus (Japanese flounder), 1419 nucleotides long. RefSeq names its product chemokine-like receptor 1 (gene cmklr1). NCBI's taxonomy places the organism in Eukaryota, Metazoa, Chordata, Actinopteri, Pleuronectiformes, Paralichthyidae. Gene Ontology annotation, cellular component: plasma membrane. The record is from RefSeq and is a predicted model, not a curated record. Gene Ontology annotation, biological process: inflammatory response; complement receptor mediated signaling pathway; positive regulation of cytosolic calcium ion concentration. Gene Ontology annotation, molecular function: complement receptor activity; G protein-coupled receptor activity.